This is a messenger RNA of Triplophysa rosa, 2561 nucleotides long. It is a transcript of the gene ppp2r5ca, whose product is annotated as protein phosphatase 2, regulatory subunit B', gamma a. NCBI's taxonomy places the organism in Eukaryota, Metazoa, Chordata, Actinopteri, Cypriniformes, Nemacheilidae. Gene Ontology annotation, biological process: signal transduction; protein dephosphorylation. Gene Ontology annotation, molecular function: protein phosphatase activator activity. Gene Ontology annotation, cellular component: cytosol; protein phosphatase type 2A complex; nucleus. The record is from RefSeq and is a predicted model, not a curated record. The transcript has 14 exons. The coding region runs from base 144 to 1691 and encodes 515 amino acids.
UCCCCGCUGACGUCACAGAUCGGUUUGUUCCUCUAGCAGCAGCAGCCGCCACCGCUUCAUUUCUGUUGGAGGUUUUGUGUUAAAAUGGAGGCGUCUGUCCUGCUGUGAGUGCGUUCACAUUCAUGCGGGACAUCUGAGGUAGGAUGGGUGUAGAUGCUCCUAAUUCCAACGGGCCGUUCCCGCCUGUGGCUCUGCUGCACUUCAGAGAUGUUCCUCCGGCCGAGCAGGAGAAGCUCUUCAUACAGAAGGUACGUCAGUGCUGCGUUCUCUUUGAUUUCCUCUCCGAUCCACUCAGCGAUCUGAAAUGGAAGGAGGUGAAGCGGGCAGCGCUCAGCGAGAUGGUGGAGUUCAUCACACACAAUCGCAAUGUCAUCACGGAGCCCAUUUACCCGGAGGUGGUGCACAUGUUCACUGUGAAUAUGUUCAGGGGUCUGCCGCCCUCAUCUAACCCCACCGGGGCAGAAUUUGACCCUGAGGAGGAUGAACCCACUCUUGAAGCAGCGUGGCCUCAUCUUCAGUUGGUUUAUGAGUUUUUCCUGAGGUUUUUAGAGUCUCCAGACUUUCAGCCAAAUGUCGCAAAGAAGUUCAUUGACCAAAAAUUUGUAAUGCAGCUUCUGGAGUUGUUUGACAGUGAAGAUCCUCGAGAAAGAGACUUCUUAAAAACCACGCUGCACCGCAUAUACGGCAAGUUUCUUGGCCUCCGCGCAUUCAUCAGAAAACAAAUCAAUAACAUCUUCUACAGAUUUAUAUAUGAGACUGAACAUCACAAUGGUAUUGCUGAACUACUGGAGAUCCUGGGGAGUAUCAUCAAUGGUUUUGCUUUACCAUUAAAAGAAGAACACAAGAUUUUCCUGCUGAAAGUUUUAUUGCCGCUGCACAAAGUGAAGUGUCUAAGCGUCUAUCACCCUCAGUUGGCGUACUGUGUGGUUCAGUUUUUGGAGAAGGACAGUACGCUGACAGAACCGGUGGUCAUGGCUCUCCUGAAGUACUGGCCCAAGACUCACAGUCCAAAAGAGGUGAUGUUCCUCAAUGAACUGGAGGAGAUUCUGGACGUCAUCGAGCCUUCAGAGUUUGUCAAAGUGAUGGAGCUGUUGUUCAGACAGUUAGCUAAAUGUGUUUCCAGCCCUCACUUUCAGGUGGCCGAGAGAGCGCUGUAUUACUGGAAUAAUGAAUAUAUCAUGAGUCUGAUCAGUGACAACGCCACCAGGAUUUUACCAAUCAUGUUUCCGGCGCUUUACCGCAACUCCAAGAGUCACUGGAACAAGACUAUUCACGGUUUGAUCUACAACGCACUAAAGCUUUUCAUGGAGAUGAACCAGAAGCUGUUUGAUGACUGCACACAACAGUUCAGAGCGGAGAAGAACAAAGAGAAGAUGAAGUUGAAAGAAAGAGAAGAGGCUUGGAUUAAGAUCGAGAAUCUGGCCAAGUCAAACCCGCAGUACGGUUUGUAUGUCGAUCCGUCUGGACUAAACAGUCCUGUAGAAAUGGAGACUGAUACCUCCUUUAUAGAAGAUGUUCAGAUGUUAAAAAAGACAGUAGAAGAGAAAGGCAUUCAGAUGCAGAGAGAUCAGAGGAAGGAUCGUCCGCUCAUCAGACGCAAAUCUGAUUUGCCUCAGGACUCGUUCACCACCAAAGCCUUGGAGUCGCACCGGCGCGCCGAUGAAAUGCUCACCAACCACAACGGCCACUAAGCGAAGCCACGUCUCAUUCUCAGCUCUCCGCUUCACGUCAUCUGAAUCUCAGUUACGAGUCGACGAGACGGAAGCGAGCACAGCAUCAGCCGAGACGGCUGGCGAAACGUCAUGCUUUUCCUUCUUUGUGGUUUUAUUUUCAAAGAAGCAGAGACGGCUGUCAGUGCCAAUACUGUCACCCACCUUUAAUAACUCUCGGAUGAGUCUCUCUGAUUCUCUUCAUACUGGAUGUUUGUGGCGUUUUAGAUGUGUGAACUCUCUUCACAUUGAAUUACUACACUUUGAAUGAGUUCAUACACUUCUGUGCCAUAAUGUGCUCCUGACAUUUCAGAUUGUGUUUGUUUAAUGGACUUUCUCUGGCACGAUCUGCCACUUUAUAGUGAUGUAAACAACAACCAUACACCAUAACAUCCAUUCAUUUUAAUAUCACUGUGUGAAGAUCUGUCCUGUGUGUGUGUUGCUGUUGCUGUUUCUGUCAUCAGCUGAUUCUGUUGAAGAACAUCAUCAUCAUCAGUUGAUCUGAGAACUUGAUCUUUGGUGGACGUCAGAGAAGAUCUUCACACUCUUGAUGCUGAGCUGGACUCCUGCUCUCAUGUGUCUAUCAGAUGAUUCACUGGAGCGUUCAGUGUAAACCCAUUAGCACAUUGACAGACACAUCGAUUGUUCUUCACUUUCUGUUAUUUUAUUCAAUGAAACAGAAGCACUUCCUGAAAACUUGAAAACGUCAGUCUGUGUGUGUGUGUGAUGAAUCAGUGACCUGCCUGCAGAUCUUUUCUGUCUCUUGUAUGUUUACUGGCUUCAUGCUAUUAGUUUCUUUUAUCAUAAUAAUAUUCAUCCUGUAUGUGAUUAUAUAAAUGUUCAUGUAUAAAA